Molecule: messenger RNA, 1109 nt
Organism: Coregonus sp. 'balchen'
Lineage: Eukaryota; Metazoa; Chordata; Actinopteri; Salmoniformes; Salmonidae
Source: the annotation of a GenBank genome assembly
AAGAACAUAGGCAACACUUUACGUCUACUCUUACAUCUUACCUCAACCCUAACUAACCAUAAUGAAGCUUCUGGCCAUUACUACAUCAGAAAAACCCAGCCUGUGGAUAUUCGGGUAUGGCUCCUUAGUCUGGAAACCAGACUUCAAAUACAAGAGGAGUGAAGUCGGUUAUAUUGAAGGAUAUAGUCGACGCUUCUGGCAUGGGGACAAUUUUCAUCGAGGAGACAAAGACAUGGUAAGUCUUUACCUUAAGAAAUGAAAUUCAUGUAUUUACUGCUGCUGUAGACAGACACAAUAUUAUCUCAGAUCAAACUGCAGAGCUUCAGAAAGUGGGAAGUCUAAGGAAGUCAAAUAAAAAAAGUUUGAUUUGUGAUGCAAACAUUUUGGAUAUGGAAAUGUCGAUGUAGCCUACUGUAGCCCAUCUGGAAAUGAAAUGGUUAAAAAUGCUGAGUGUGCAUUUAUCCUCAUGCACUCUCUCUCUGUCCACAGCCAGGUAGAGUGGUAACUUUGGUGGAAGAUCAUGAUGUAAGUGGCCUUGUUUCAAAACAACCCAGAACACACGUACAGCUCACAUUUGAUUUGAUCCUGUCUACCAUGAAUAAGUUCUGUACUGUAUGUUGUAAAAUACAUUGACAUUGGUAAAGUCCAUCUUGUUGAUAAACUGAACUUUGUUGACUAUUGACUUGCUCCUUGAAGUUGAACUCCUGUCCCAGUCUAACAUCCACCUCUUCUUCUCACUGCAGGCUUCCACCUGGGGGGUAGCCUACGAGGUCACUGACUCCCAGAUGGAGGAGUCUCUGCAGUACCUGAAUGUGAGAGAGGCUGUGCUGGGGGGCUACAUCACCAAGAUGGUGGAGUUCACUCCCAGAGAGAAGUGCCAAGGGUCUCUGCUCGCCCUGGUCUACAUUGCCACCUCUGACAACCCCAUAUACCUCGGGCCUGCCACUCCCACAGAGAUAGCUGCUCAGAUUGCCAUCUGCAGAGGCAACACGGGCCACAACAUAGAGUACCUCCUACGCCUGGCUGAGUUCAUGAGGCUGUACUGUCCCGAGGUAGAGGACGACCAUCUCUUCUCCAUAGAGGCAGCUGCCCUGGCUCUGAUUAUCUGA